This is a messenger RNA of Penicillium brasilianum, 930 nucleotides long. Lineage: Eukaryota; Fungi; Ascomycota; Eurotiomycetes; Eurotiales; Aspergillaceae. The record is from the annotation of a GenBank genome assembly.
AUGGCAGACCCUGAGCACCCUCCCGACAUCUCCGACGCAGCGGAUCACGUUCAGCAUGUGGGGAAGAGUCCAAUAUCCGCGGGGAAACCGGCUACACAGCAACAACUGAUGGCCGCGUUGACGGCUACCGACGUAACCAUCCGUCGAUUAGAUCUUCUCCUGUCCACUGCCGCCGGGCAGGAGAGGGUGCUAGCGACUGUUAAUUAUGUCGCGUCAAUCCUCAGCCAUGUCUGCGGGUCAACAGCCUGGAAAGCCUUUCAGACAAAACUCCUCCUUCUCGCUCGAAUCAAGACUCGCACCGCAUCAUAUACCAGCAAACCAGCCCCGUCCGGCUCCAAGUGGGCAGCCCUAUCCUCACUCGCCUCGGAAACCCGAUACAAUCUCCGGCUAUUCGGACUCCUCCCACUAUGGAUAUGGGGCUCCGAGACACUCAAAAACCCACCGGAAGACCCCAUCAUUUACGCCUUGACAAUGCUCCAGGUCAUCUCGAACGUCAUCUACCAACUCCUCGAGAACGUGGCCUAUCUAGCAUCUAAGAACGUUCUACCAAAGCGCUUCGUCGACAAAUACGGCGGAAUUGAUAAAUGGUACAUCUGGAGUUGUAGAGGCUGGUUCGGACACAUUUUCUUCGAAUUCUUCGUUCUAUGGCGACAGCACAUUCUCCGCAAGAGACGUCUCGCCGCACAACGCGAGGCCGCCAUCACCAGCGAGACCAAGGAGGAGAUCAAAGCGGAGGAGAAAGAGGCGCUUCGAUUGGAGAUCCGCUCAUGGCGCAAGAGUCUCGUUAAUAAUACUAUCUGGGCGCCCUUGUGCUUGCACUGGUGUUUGGACCAGGGUAUUGGGAUUCCCGAAAAUCUCACGGGAUUGAUUAGUUUCAUGGCUGGUGCAUGGGGUCUACGUGAUCAUUGGGCUCAGACAUCUAAGGCUUAG